Messenger RNA from Acanthamoeba castellanii str. Neff, 438 nucleotides. RefSeq names its product histone L3 H2a, putative. Lineage: Eukaryota; Discosea; Longamoebia; Acanthamoebidae. The record is from RefSeq and is a predicted model, not a curated record. Bases 1 to 438 code for a protein of 145 amino acids. The transcript has 2 exons. Gene Ontology annotation, molecular function: structural constituent of chromatin; protein heterodimerization activity; DNA binding. Gene Ontology annotation, cellular component: nucleosome.
AUGUCGUCCAAGGAUGCUGGCAAGACCACCAAGAAGGCGGAGGGCGCCAAGAAGGCUCCCCGCUCUGCCCCCAAGGCCAAGCCCGCCCCCGCUGGCAAGGAUGCCGCCGGUGAGGGCCACUCGAGGUCGUUCAAGGCCGGCCUUCAGUAUGCCAGCCGCGUCGGUGCUGGCGCCCCCGUCUACCUCGCCGCCGUGCUCGAGUACCUCGUGGCCGAGAUUCUCGAAUUGGCCGGCAAUGCCUCGCGCGACAACAAGAGGGUGAGGAUCGUGCCCCGCCACAUCCAGCUCGCCGUCAGGAACGACGAGGAGUUGAACAAGCUCCUCCAGGACGUCACGAUCUCGAGCGGUGGUGUCAUCCCCAACAUCCACUCCGUUCUCAUCCCCAAGUCGAAGGGCAAGGGUGGCAAGGCCGGCGAGUCUCUCUCGCAGGAGUACUAG